This is a messenger RNA of Leguminivora glycinivorella, 1637 nucleotides long. RefSeq names its product tRNA (cytosine(72)-C(5))-methyltransferase NSUN6. The record is from RefSeq and is a predicted model, not a curated record. Bases 346 to 1596 code for a protein of 416 amino acids. NCBI's taxonomy places the organism in Eukaryota, Metazoa, Arthropoda, Insecta, Lepidoptera, Tortricidae. The transcript has 7 exons. Gene Ontology annotation, biological process: RNA methylation. Gene Ontology annotation, molecular function: methyltransferase activity; RNA binding.
GCAGCUGACAUGCAUAGUCAACUUAUUUUAAUUAAAUAAGGAUGUAUUUUUACCCAGAAAAGCAACACAACUUGAUCACAACAGAGCACCUCAAAUUUCUAUUUGUAUCAAUUUUGAGUGACUGUGCUGGCAAUCCCAAGCGGAAAUGGAUGUGUAACGGAAACUGAUUUUUGACACUUGACAGUAAUGACAUUGACAUUGACAAUAGUCGAGGCCGACGGUCGAACACCGACGACGAACUUGAUUGAUUGCGAUAUCAAGGUACAAAGGCGUACACAAUUUACUCAACCUGUAAAGUAAUUCAUUUCCUUCUUAAACAACACUUACUUCUUAAUAUUCGUAAAUAUGGAGCUUCAUACCUGGCUUGUUCAGCCUCCAAAGUAUACAACUUUUAGAGUAAACAAAACACGAGAAUAUGAUAUCAAAACUUUUGAAAAUUACCUGGAAAACCAACGUGAAAGUUUAAAAGUACCAGCAAUACCGAAGUUCUACUGCCUGUAUCCAGACUGCUUGGUUGUAGAGCAGUGGUUAACUGAAGUCGAACCGAGUGGUCACUGUGAGGUGAUAGUAGACGCACUGUGUGCCGCCGCUGUACUGAGGGGCGCUCAUGUCUUUGCUCCAGGAGUAAUGGGACUUCCACCAGGUUGCAGUAUUGAUGAUAAAGUUGACAUCUAUGGUGAUGUGGAUGGGAAAUGCAAGAAAGGGCUGAAAGUAGAGUAUACUGGCCAGAAAGUUUUUGUUGGCACCGGCUACUUAAAGAUGCUUCGACAUGAGCUAUUCAAUGAUGGCACACCACCCAGCGGAAUCGCUAUAGAAGUUUCUCUGCCUGCCUCAAGACUCCCAGUGAUCAAUGAGUCCAUAUACCCCAAAGGAACUCUAGUUCUACAAAACCUUCCGUCCAUGGUCUGCGGCUGGGUGGUGAAUGCACAGGCCAAGGAGGUCAUCUUAGACAUGUGUGCUUCUCCUGGUAAUAAGACUACACACUUAGCUGAAAUGUCUGAUAAUGAAGCAAUAAUUAUCGCAAUAGAUAAAACUCCUCAAAAAGUCGUUAGAAUAAAGGAAAAUUGUGAAAAACAUGGAGUAGCAUGUGUCACCGCUUACGCCUUUGACUCGACAAAGUGUUAUUCAGAAAAUGGUACUACUGAUGUUGUCAAAGGCCCUCCUUUUGCUUCUAAUGUUUUUGACAAGAUCCUACUUGAUGGACCAUGCAGCGGACUUGGACAAAGGCCUCAGCUAGUUAACAAAAUGACAGACAAGAUGCUGCAGUCUUACAAAUUUGUGCAACGAAAGUUAGUGGAAUCUGCAGUGAAAGUACUGAAAGUGGGAGGUGUUUUAGUAUACAGUACAUGCACAGUGACUGUCGAAGAGAAUGAAGCGAUGGUUGCUUGGGCGUUGGACAAGUACCCCUGCCUCCAGCUCGUCCCCGCGGAGCCUCUUCUUGGAGGCCCAGGGAUGAAAUGCGCGGGACUCACGGAUGCUCAAAGAGCAAUGCUACAACGAUUUGGACCCGAAGAAGAUCCUCUUAGGCCAACAAAUCAUCCUAUAUAUAAAGACACGAUAGGAUUCUUCAUCGCAAAAUUCAUUAAAACGCAAUAAGUUAUAAUUAAUAAAUAAAUGUGUGUACAUAAGAAAAAUAA